AGUUAAUCACCAAUCAAGUUUGAUGUCAUCGAUCUGUGAGACACUUUCACAAGAGCCCCCGAAUAUAUAAGCUUCUUAGGAAGACUGACGAAACGGAGAAUGCUGGAAUGUCUCCCAUUCGGAUCAUUGAGGUCGUCUUCAGCGUCUGUUCCGGUCCGUAAUCCGCCUCUUCCUUGCGAAGGGUAUUCGACAGAGCCCACUCCCCUUACCAGCACUCCGUCCUCUCCCGCCCCAGAUGUGGUGUCUCGCGAAUUCAAUGGCGCUGUACAGGCCGAUUCCUGCCAAGAGAUUCGAUCGAUAGUACAGUCAAAAGUAUUUGACCCCGCUGGAUGCGAUCCUUCGCAAGACCACCCUGCGCUCGUUAAUGGGUAUGCCGAGGGAGACUCUCAAAGGAAAAUCCUGGAACAGGUGCUUCAACCUGACCGAGAUUGCGUCCAAGAAGCUCUCGCACAACCCAAGCCCAAUUCUCUGACCCGCCUCGUCUCGACCUACUUCAAACACAGCGAGACCGCCUCUGAACUCUGCCUCCUACUUCAUCGAAGUCUCAAUUGUGUGCGUAGUAUGUACGCUCCUCUUCUUGACCUUCUCUCUGUUCUUCCCUCUGAUUCCAAUCAUAUCACUCAAGCCCAGUGUGACAAUGCAUUCGACGUCUUCUUCAGAUUCAAUAGCCAUGACAAUCCUUUUCCCUCCCGCGAUUCACAUAACUUCAGCAACAUGCGUAACUCCUUUUCUGAACUCGACCAACAACUUCAUCGUUCUCUCCGAAAGUCUCGCUCCAAAUUACGCCUUCUUCGUGGUGCUACCAAUGGUUCUGCACUUUGCUUCAUUGCCACCGCCGUAGGAGUGGUUGUAUCUGCCGUUGUUGUCACGACUCAUGCAAUUGUAGACAUUGCUGCUGCUGCUCCUCUUUGCCCUACAUAUACCUCUCCUACUUGGAACCCAAAAAAGAAGGAACUUGCUCGACUGGCGCAGCUUGAAGCCGCUUCGAAGGGUACAUAUACCCUGAAUAAAGAUCUUGAUACGAUUGAUCGCCUUGUUGCUCGGCUACAUGGUGCGGUUGAGGCUGACAAGCGGUCCGUUUGCCUUGGCUUGGAGAUGGGUAAAAAUAGAUAUGCCAUGCAAGAGGUCAUCAAGCAUCUUCGCAGGGACUCUCAGAAUUUUCUCCUCCUUAUGGAAGAACUUGAGACCCGUGUAUACAUCUGCUUAAAUUUUGUUAACAAGACCAGGUGGAAUCUCCUUCGCGAGAUAUGCCUUCAUCAAACUGCGUAACUCCUAACCUUUUUUUUUUUUUUUUUAUCCUUGUCACUGCUAACUCCUAAUGUGUGCGACCUAUUUGAACUUGCUUUCUAACCAGGAAUGAAAAUACGAGCAUUUAACCA
Messenger RNA from Neltuma alba, 1379 nucleotides. Its product is annotated as UPF0496 protein At3g19330. Lineage: Eukaryota; Viridiplantae; Streptophyta; Magnoliopsida; Fabales; Fabaceae. The transcript has 2 exons. The record is from RefSeq and is a predicted model, not a curated record. The coding region runs from base 100 to 1269 and encodes 389 amino acids.